AGUUUUCUCCAGACCAGUCUUCUAACAUAAUUCCCGAAACUCCACAAAGAAUUAGUUUCGUUUUUAAGAUCUUACUUGAUUCGUUCGAAAAUUUUGACGAAACUUGAAUGUCUUAGGUAAAUGUUGUCUGGUUAAAUUUGUAAGUGUCUUAUUUUCUAAGAGGUUGAAAUGAAAACUAAUAAGAAACACCGAAUUUUCUUGAUCGCACUAAAUGCAAACUUAGCUAAUUUUGCCUUUGGAACGUGCCUUGGAUGGUCAUCACCUAUUAUUCCAAAACUUAAGUCUACUAAGGAGGAAAAUUUAGGAAAUCCAUUGAAGUUUCCGAUUGGCAGUGAAGAAGAAGGAUGGAUAGCAUCAAUCAUUACUCUGGGAUCGUUGUGUUCCUGCAUCAUUGGUGGUCCUCUUGGUGGCUUCAUUGGACGCAAAUGGUGUCUUGUAGCUAGUUCAUUAUUACUUUCUGCAUCGUUUGUUUUGAUGAUGAUUGCAAACAAAGUUUCAGUAAUCUACUUUGGUCGUACGUUGCAGGGCUUAGGUGGAGGACUAAUUGUGACCAAUCUGCCAUUGUAUGUUGGAGAAAUAGCCACAGAUGAUGUUCGAGGAGCCCUGGGAUCUCUUAUGGCACUUAAUUUACUUGCUGGAAUCAUUUACGUUUACUGUAUUGGUCCAUAUGUAAGCUUCUUCGCACUACAAUGGUUUUGUAUAGCUAUUCCGAUUUUGUGUCUUGUAACAUUCAUGUUACUGCCAGAGAGCCCUUAUUUUUUCGCAACUAAGGGAAUGCGAUCAGAAGCAAUAAAAUCCCUGAAAUUUCUACGUGGUAAAGAAGAAUCCGAAGUCGAGGAAGAAAUGGACAAAAUAAAAACCCACGUCGACGAGGAAAUGUCACGAAAAGGAAAACUAACUGAUAUUUUCCUCAUCAAAGGCUACAGGAAGGCACUAAUCAUUUGUUGUGGUCUUCUUGCUCUUCAACAACUAACCGGUACUUCGGUUAUCACCUUCAAUAGUCAAUCGAUAUUUAGCAGUGCAAAAUCUACUCUAGAUCCAGCUGUAUCGACGAUCAUACUCGGAGUUGUGCAAAUGUUAUCAAAUUUACUAACACCCUUUGUGGUCGAACGAACGGGCCGUAAAAUAGUUCUUCUUAUAUCAGCAUGUGGUAUGUGCGUUACUUUGGUAGCACUUGGAGCGUUCUUCUAUAUUCAAGCCUAUGGCAAUGCCACCAGUAUCAAAUGGCUUCCAGUUCCAGCCUUGGUCUUAUUUAAUGUUUUGUAUUCUUUUGGCUUUGGACCUCUGCCUUGGGCUUUACUUGGAGAAAUACUUCCAGUUAAUAUAAAACCAAUUGGGACUUCGAUUGCAUGUGCUGUUUCUUUCAUUACGGGAUUUGUGGUAACACGAUUUUUUCCCAGUCUAAAUGCUUUGGGUCCCUAUUAUGCUUUUUGGAUUUUCGGAUCAAUGUGUAUUGUCGCAGUUUUUUUUGUAAUUUUUGUAAUGAUCGAGACAAAGGGAUUAAGUUUACAAAAGAUUCAAGAAAAACUACAUUCAUCAUAGAAAAAUGAUAAAAAAAAUAAAAGUUUGUCUAAUAAGAUUAAAAAAUUAAAAAAACCU
Messenger RNA from Eupeodes corollae, 1599 nucleotides. RefSeq names its product facilitated trehalose transporter Tret1-like. NCBI's taxonomy places the organism in Eukaryota, Metazoa, Arthropoda, Insecta, Diptera, Syrphidae. Gene Ontology annotation, cellular component: membrane. The coding region runs from base 169 to 1542 and encodes 457 amino acids. The record is from RefSeq and is a predicted model, not a curated record. The transcript has 5 exons. Gene Ontology annotation, molecular function: sugar transmembrane transporter activity. Gene Ontology annotation, biological process: carbohydrate transport; transmembrane transport.